Messenger RNA from Anarrhichthys ocellatus (wolf-eel), 10518 nucleotides. It is a transcript of the gene golgb1, whose product is annotated as golgin B1. The record is from RefSeq and is a predicted model, not a curated record. NCBI's taxonomy places the organism in Eukaryota, Metazoa, Chordata, Actinopteri, Perciformes, Anarhichadidae. The coding region runs from base 126 to 8972 and encodes 2948 amino acids. Gene Ontology annotation, cellular component: endoplasmic reticulum-Golgi intermediate compartment; cis-Golgi network; Golgi apparatus. The transcript has 20 exons.
AGAGCGAAGGAAGUUUUGUUUCCGGGAAUGUUUUGGUGAUGUGGCUAUGCUCUGCCUUCCAUCCGAGGAUAUCACAUAAAAAGCAGACACAUUCACCUGGGAAGCAAUAGUACAGAGCCAUCUUUAUGUUCAGCCGUCUGGCCACAGUCCUCCAGGAGCUCUCUGGAGAGGAGGGCCCAGAUGGAGAUCCGCAGGGCGUGCUGGUGCCUCAGCUCCCUGCCGGUGAGGGUCCGGCUCCUGUGGAGUCUGAGGCCCCUGAGGAGGCCAUGGAGAGGCUGGCUCACCUGGAGCAACUGGUGGUCCAGCUGAAGGAGUUCAUCCGAGACAAAGACUCUCAGCUGUUCAACAAAGAUGCACAGCUCAAGAACGAGAAGGAGGAAGCUGACGCUCGCUUCACCAAACUCAAAAUGCAGGCCAAAGCCAAGAUGGUGGCACUCAACAAACAGAUAACAGAUUUGAGAGGACAAGGAGAAGCAACACAGAGUCCAGACAGCUCUUUUACAGGAGCUGCAGUCGAGGAGGAGCUCCAGGAGCUGAAGAACAAGCUGAGUGAGGAGGAAGCCAAAAGCAGAGAGCUCUGGGAGCAACUCCAGAACACAGAACAGAUCCUUCAAGAGAAGCAGUCUGCCCAUGCUGAACAGUUGGGGAAACUGCAGGCUGUGGUCUGUGAGAAGGAUGUGCGAUUCCAGGAACAGAUCCAGAAACACGAGGAAGAGCUGCUGAGGGUCACGACACAGUCUCAGCGUGAUGGCGAGCUUCAGCAGGCCCUGCAUGCAGCGCAGAGGCGUUGUGAAGAACUCGAGGAGGCCUUAAACUCUCGGUCCCAAGUGCUGGAAAUGCUGCAGGAGGAAGUGAGCAGUGCUGAUCAACAAAAACAGAUCUUGACUGCCCAGUUCCGUCAGAUGGAGCAGGAGCUGGCCGAGGCCAUCAAGCGGAGGGAGGAGGAGAGGCAGCAGUGGGCCGAACAGGCCGGCAGGGCCGAUGCAGAAGUCGCAGCCCUCCGAACCAGCCUGGAGGACUUUGAUAGAGAGAGGACGGAGGUGGCGGAGCAAGAGGGCGAGCUGGCCUCCCUGAGAGAGGCAGAACAUGUUGGUCGGGAGGCUCUGGAGAAGGAAAAGACGGAAGUUGCCAGAUUGGAGAGAGAACUGGAUCUGAUGAAAGAGGCUGAGCGUGACGCUUCAGAGAGCGACAGGGCGGAAAUAGUUCGGCUGGAAAGUGAACUUGCAUCCACGAGAGAGGCAGUCGUCCAUGCCAGCCAGGACGCCUCAGAGAGGGAGGGGGCAAAAGUCGAUAAGCUAGAGCGAGAGCUGGCCUCACUGAAGGAGGAACAUCAAGAUGCCCAGAAGAAGGCUGAGAUCUUGGCUGAAAUUUGGGGACCUCUGCGGUCUCUGGCUCUCGAAGAAGCAGCCGAAGAAGACGUCCCCCUCCCUGCUGACCUUUCCCUGUUCCUGCACACUGUGCAGUCUGUUGAGACUCAACUGACGAGGCUGAAAGAUGAAUGCAGUGAGAGAGAGGAACAUUGUGUCGAGCUCACCCACACCAUGGAAACCCUCCAGGAACAACUUGACAGAAAAACCACAGAACAGGAGGAAACCACUGCCAUGACACAACAGCUGCAGCAUCAAAUCAUAACGGCGUCUGAAAGGGAUGAUGAGACUGAACCAUCAGCAGAGGAUUCAUCUGAAGCUAAUAAAGCACACGUGCUGGACCUAGAGCAGCAGCUUUUAGAAAAAGACAAUGAGCUGGUUGCCUUGCGGGAAUCCCUCAGACUGGCUGACGAGCACAGCUCCAGUGGGGCUGCAUCAUGUGAAACCUACGAUCAGACUCCAGAUCAGGGUCAGGAUGCCAGUGCGGCCCCCCGUGACAGUUCUGCGGCCCUUCCUGACUUCAUGGAGGAUACACAGGAAGAGGAGACCACCUUAGUUGCUGAGGACACCUCAGUCCUCUGCAUUUCUGCUGAUAAUGAGAGCAGCCCAGAGCUUAUUGGACACCAGUCUGAGUCCCCAGAAGAAUCCAAAGGGACCUCCUCAGAUGAGAUGGUCGCCAGUAGUGAUUCAGAGGUGGCCCACAGCAGCUGGACGCUCCUAGAAGCUGUGAAUCAAGAUGGAGGCCAGGAGUGGCCGCCCAUCAUGCAGGACUUUGGCCAGCUGCAGCUGCAGUCAUGGGAGGCAACGAGCAUGGAGCAGGAAACCUCCACGGUUCAAGUCGAGUCCUCCUCUGUCAUCAUCCGAGAGACGGUGCAAGUUCAUGUAACUCAGCACGGUUCUUCCACCGCAGAUGGUGACGUGGCCUCUGGUCAGGUCUUCGCUCAGGCCUUAGCUGAGGAGCUUCAGAGGAGGUACAGUGAGCUCUUGGCUGAGCUUCAGAGGCUCAGAGAGGCAGCUGCAGAGUCACAGGAGAAAAUCGAGAGUCUGGAAGAUGAAACACAGUUCCUUACUGAUGCCAAAGAAGAAGCCGAGUCCCAGGGCAAUAGUUUUAUAGAGGAGCUUAAGUCAGCCAGAGAGGAGUUGGACAAGCUCUCUCAGCAACUCAGCUCCGUGGUGGAGAAACACGGUGUUGAAAUGCAGCUUCUGGAAGAUCAGAUAGACAUUUUAAGCACUGAAAGAACAAUUAAGGAAGAGAAGAUCAAGGCCCUGCAGACUGAUCUGGAAAUGGCCCACCAAGCGUUCUCCGAGCAGGAGGGCCAGGCCAGGAUGCUGAGUGCUCAGCUGGAGGACAGAGAGCUCCUCUCCUCCGAGUUGGAAAGGAGGCUUCAAGAUAUGGAAAGCAGCAUGCUGGAAUACUCUCAAACAUCAGAUAUUAACAAUGACACUGUGUCAAAGAAGGACAUGGAGAUCAGCGAGCUGCACGACCGUCUCAGCCAAAAAGAGCAAGAGGUGAUGGAGCUCAAUGACAGCAUGUCUGCUAAACUCCUCCAAGCAGAAGAAGAGAAGUUCCAGACAGACGGGGAAGUCGGUAAACUGAAGGAGCAGAUAGUGGACCUUGAGAAAGUCAGGGACGAGAAACAGAAAGUGAGUUCUGAAGACUCAGCCGCUCAUGUGGAUGAUGAACUUGUCAGUGUGCGAAAGGAGAAAGGAGUGCUGGAAACCCAGCUGACGACCACAAAGAAGAAGCUGCAGGCUGCACUUGUGCAGCGCAAAGAGCUCAUGAGGAAGGUUGCCGAUUUUGAGGUAGAAGCAAAGAAACGGACAGAGCGAGAUGAAACUCCUACAGACGUUCCUGAGGUAGAACAAUCGAGAGGACAUGACAUUCAGGAAAUGGAGGCUAAAGUCAUCGAACUCGAGCAAGCUUUAAGGUCCAAAGAAGAGGCAGUUGAGACACUUGAGCUGAAAAUCAGCCAGCAGGAUCAAGUUCUCAGCGAGACGCUCGCUCUGAAUAGAAAGCUAAGUGAAGAAGCUGCAAACUCUCAGCAGGCGGACGGUUCUUCUGAAACAACUGUGUUGCAAUCCCAAGUGGCCUCUCUGGAAGCGGAGUGUGAAACCCUUCAGAAGAAAGUUCAAGAUGCCCAAGAAUCUCGCAAGGAAACAAUCCGCAAGGCAAAAGAGAAAGACAGGCACCACCGGGAGCAGCUGAAGCAGCAGAAAGAAGAACACGGCGAGCUCGUGGAACGUUUUGAGGUGCAGAGCGACGAGCGAGAAGAGCUUCUGACCAAAGUGAGAGAAUUAGAAGAGAAAGUGAGCGCUGAAAGAGAACCUCGUCAGGAGACCAAGCGGCUGGCUGAAAAUGUGGCAAAGCAAACAGCGGGUGAUUGGGUCCAGGAGGACUGGGUGGAUUUUGCCACAUCUGAGACGGAUUCGUCGCGGCCACAUUCCAGCGACCCGGUUCAGCAUUUUGCGGAGCAGUCUGACGUCCUCUCUGCACAAAUGGAGGAAUCUGUGAAAGCACUCAGAGACGAGAUCCAGAUUGUGCGGCUGGCUAACACAGAGCUAGAGAAGCAGCUGCAGGAAACCCACACCGGUUUGUGUCUGAAAGAGGCUGAAUUAUUGGAAUUGGGCAAAGAGCUACUCGCUCUAAGAGAAAAUGAAAGACAGAUCGAUGCACUCUCGGAGGAAAUUCAUGAUCUUAGAGAGAAGUAUCAGCAGGCUGAGUCUUACGCUGAAUCCCUGAAAGCAGAGAUGGAGGCCGACGCAGCAACUGCAGAUUCUACUUCCUCCAUCACAGCACUUCAGACCGAAGUGCAGGACUUCAAGCAGUUCCUCGACAAUAAAAACCAUGAAAUCAUGGAGCUGAGUCAGCAGCUCAGCGAGCAGAACUCUCUCAUACGCUCAAUGCAGGACACGGUGUCUCAGAAGGAUCAGCUAAUAGCUUCCUUACAGGAAGAACUGCAGGCCGAGCAAGAAAAAGCCCAAAGGUUAGAGGUUGAGGUUCCACUGAAGCAGGAGGAAGGAAGAGACAGCGAGGCAAAGAUCCAGCAGCUGCAGCGAAAGCUUCAGGCUGCUCUGAUCUCUCGCAAAGAUGCUUUGAAAGAAAACAAAACCCAGAAGGAGCAACUAGUUUCAACUGAGAAGCUUGUUGCUGAGCUGCAGCAGAAAAUUGAGUCGGCAGAAGAUGAGCUGGAGAAGCUCAGAGCGGAAAGAGUUAAGCUGAUUGAUGAGGUCGACCGGACAUUGGUGGAAAACCAAAGCCUAGGGUCGUCCUGUGAGAGCCUCAAACUGGCCAUGGAGGGCAUACUGACGGAGAAAGAUGGCUGUAAGAGAGAAGUGGAGCUGGCGAAAGAAGAGGCGGCCAGAGCCUGCGGAGAAUGGGAGGAAAAGGUUCAAGGCUUGAAGGACGAGUACGAGAUCCUGCUCAAGUCGUAUGAAAACGUGAGCGACGAGGCAGAGCGAGUGAGACGAGUGCUGGAGGCCGCCAGGCAGGAGAGGCAAGAGCUCGCGACUAGGGUGAGGACGCACGAGGCUGGGAGGCAGGAAGCCGAAAGACAGGCGGAAGAGGCACAGAAAGAGGUGACUUCAGUGAAAGACAAAAUGAGAAAGUUUGCCAAAACGAAGCAGCAGAAAAUCCUGGAGUUAGAGGAGGAGAAUGAGAGACUUAGCGAGAUGCAGGACAAGACUGUAAUAAAACGAGAGGGCAAGGCUCUCAAAGUUGAGGUCGAAAGACUUCAAGCUGAGCUGGAUGCUACUGUGGCAGAAAAAGACUCUUUAGGGCAGCAGAUUGAAGAGUUGAGGGAACAACUUGCCCGGACAAGAGAGAAAGAAGACGGCGUAAUUCAAGCUCCUUUGCUUAGCUCUGCAGCUGGUGUAGAAGAGGUCGUCACUGCCCAGCAAUCAGACAUAAUCAUGACUAAAGCAGAGCCUGUUGAGAGUCAAUAUGAAGACAGAGAUAGACCCUCAACUCCAGAAGAGACACCAGCUGACCAAAUGGCUGCAGUGCAUGCACCAGAAACACAUUCACAACCUACUGAGGAAAAGGAAAAGGCAGAAAUGAUGGAAAGUUUUAAAGUUUCAUUCGACAAUAAAAUGAGGGAGAUGGAGGCAGCUGUCGGUGCAGAACGGGAACUGUGGCAGGAACAGGAGGCUGGACUCAAAGCCGAGCUGGCUUCUCUCGAGCGAGAUCUUCAGGAGAGUAACGAGAAGGAGAGCCUUGUGGCGUCGCUACAGAAGUGCCUUCAAGAGGGCAAAGAGAGAGAAAAGAGUCUGGUUGAAGAGGGAUCAAAGAGGGAGGCCCAGUUCAAGGAGCUGCUCCGAAGCCUCGAAGCUGAGAAAGACAACCUGGAGGAGCGUCUGAUGAACCAGCUGGCUCAGCUCAACGGGAGCAUCGCUGGCUACCAGCAAGAGGCAGCAGACAACCGCGAGCACCUCGCUGAGCUGCAGCGGGAGGUGGAGAGGCUGGAGAGGGAGCGAGCCGAGCUGGAAGCCGAGGCUCAGAGUGAGAGUGACCGGGCUGCCAGGCUGGAGGAGGACAUGAGGCAAGCCCAGAGAGAAAGGGCUGAAGCCGAAGCAGAGUCGGGUAAGCAGAGGGAGCUGGAGCAACAGCUGCGGUCUGCCCAGAGGGUCCGAGAAGGCAGCCAGAGCCGAGCGCGUCAGCUUGAGGAACUGUUGAGGGAGAAGCAGCUGGAGGUCCGUCAGCUGCAGAGGGACUGCAUCAAGUACCAGGAGAGGAUCAGCGAACUGGGUCGAGAAGCUAAGUCGCUGCAGCUAGGCCAUGAUGAGCUCCACAGCAAGCUAGAGCAAUCCCAACUGGAGACUUCCAAAACCACGGAAGACCUGAAAAGGUGUGAAGCAGAGUUGGCCAGCUGCAAAUCCCAGCUGGACGAGGCCCAGACGCAGGCACGCGAGGCUUUAGCUGAGAAAACCACCCUUGAACAGAAUGCACAAAAGAGAGAGGCCUCGUUGAUAGCGGAGGCAGAGCAAACCCUCGACUCUGUGAGAUUCAGGCUCGGAGCCGAACUGAAGGAGAUGGAGCUGAGACUGGAAGAGGUGGACAGAGAAAGGGACCGGGAAGAGGAAGCCACUGUGGAGGCCAGAGUGGUGGCAGAAGGAGCCGAGAGGCGCGCCCAGGAGAUGCAAGCCCGUCUGGACGAGUCUCUGGCCAGGUUAGCCGCCUUCUCGCGCUGCAUGUCCUCACUGCAAGACGACCGGGACAGAGUUUUGGACGAGACCCGACAAUGGGAGACUCGCUUUAAUGAUGUGCUGCAGAGCAAGGAGGCUGAAGUUCGGGAGGCUGAAACAAGGGCCAAGGAACUGGCAGAACAGCUUCAGAGAGAAUCGGCACUGAAAGAUGAACUUCAGCUGUCAGUGGACAGACUUGAGAAAGCAGACAAAGACUGGAAGCUGAAACUGGAAGAGGAGGUUAAGAAAGUCGCUGAGAGCCAAGCUGCCCUAGAGGAGGCGAGCAGCAAGCUUCAACAAACUACAACUGAGCUGCAGUCUGCACAACAUGAAGCCCAUGCCCUGAAAAAUGAGGUGGAGAGUCUAAAGCUGAGGGCCAGAGCUCUGGAUGAGGCUGUGGGUCGGCUGCAGGGUGAAGUGGACCAGGCCAGGACUGAGCUGAGGGAGAGGGAGGCAGAAGAGAGGCGGCUGUGUCUGAACGUGGAGCAGCUAGAGACAGACCUGAGGUCCUCUAAGGCCUUGACAGAGAGCCUGCAGACUGAGUUAAACGAGAAGGAACGGAGAGAGAUGGAAAUGCUGGUGGAGAAGGAGCAGGCUGUUGCUCAGGCUGCAGAGGAAGCGAGGAAGGAGGCCGACAGCCGGGCACAAGAAGCCGAGGGAGAGCUGGAGCAGAGAAGAGGGGAACUGCGAGAUCUGGAAGAAAAACUGCGAAAAGCAGAGGAAGAGACCAACAACAGAAAAGCCAGACUGGACUCUUUCAUGAAAGCCAUGGGCUCCCUGCAGGAUGACCGAGACAGAGUCCUCAACAUGUACAAACAGCUGGAGGAGAAGCACCUGCAGGUGAUGUUGGAGAAAGAUGGCCUGAUCCAAGAGGCGGCGGGGGAGAACAACAGCCUGAAAGAGGAGCUGCGCUCUCUGCUUGUCCAGAGAGACGACCUGUAUGCUGAAAAGGCCCAGCUAUCGGCUCAGCUUCACGGCUACCGCGAGGAACUUAACCAAGUCCUGAGCAUGAAGGAGUCCCAACACAAACAGCUUCUGGCAGCUCAGCGGGAGCGCAUUGCCUCCCUGGAAAAAGAACACAAGGAAUUGGAAAGUCAGGUAAAGAGCGUGAGCAGAGCCAGAGAGAUGGAGGUAGAAGCAGUCAGAGUGGAGAGGGAGACCCUCAGUCAGGCUGUUGAGUUUAAGACAGCAUCACAGGUGAUAGAUGCUCCCGGCGCAGAAGUUGAGAAGCUGAGGGAGCAGCUGCAAGUGGCGAGAGAUCAAGCGGUGGCACUGGAGGAGACCCAACAGAAGGAGAGACAAGCGCAGGAGAGCAGGAGCAAAGAGCUGUCGGAGCUGCGAUGGGAGGGAGGUGUGAUGCGGACGGAGUCGGAGACCGCCCAGGAGAGGGUGGCCGAGCUGGCCAGGGACUUGCUGGCUGUCGAACAGAGUCUGCUGGUGGAGAGGGAGGCGACGACGCAGCUGAGAGCAGAGAACCAGUCAUUCUCAAAAGCCAUGGCCUCCCUCCAGGACAGCAGGGACCAGGCGGUAAACAAGGUCCAGGAGCUGAGCCUGAGGCUGGAAGAGAUGAGUAAGGCAGGCGGCCACGCGGCACAGAGCAGCCCUGGAGGCUCCGCUGGAGAAGUGUGGGGGCUGAAGAACGCACUACAAGCCCUGCAGAAUGACAGGGAGAGACUGCUGGAGCAGCUUCAGGCACAGUCGUCUGAGCUCAAGAUGCUGAAGUCAGAGCUGGCUCGACUGGGAGCAGGAGAGCUGAUAAAAGUCAGCCAGGAGCUGUUUGAGGAGAAGAGGAAGAGCGAAGACAUGCUGGCUGACAUAAUGCAGCUGGGGAAUAUGGUGCAAAUGGGCAAGCAGGAGAUAGAAACUCUCAGACUGGAGCGUAUGGACUGGAUGGCUCAAGCAGAGCAGCUGAAGCAGCAGACCCUCGCCACUCUCUCGGAGAGGGACCAACAACUGCGGCAACUCAGCGCCAUGCUGGAGGAAGCCCGCGCUCAUAAGCCCAAACUUCAGCAGGAACACUAUCAGAGAGAGGGCACAGAGGAAGUGGACAGUGCUCCGGGAGCCCCACAGGAGCGAAGCAGCCUUGUAGACAGCCACGCUUACAUCGCUGAGGUCAAAGAGCUCCAGAGAAGGCUGGGUGAAGAGAUGGAGCAGAGGGUGGCUGCGGAGGAGCAGCUAAUGGCCACACAGGAUCGAUUCAAACGCCAGGCUAAAUGGCCCUCCGCACAAGAAAAGGAUCACUCGGAGACCUCUCUUUUGAUCGAGCCGGAAGGAGUUGUCACCCGAACUCGGAGAGGUGGUCCGGGUUUGACGCGGAUGCUCCGAGUGGCUUUCUGCUCCCGUCAGCGCACCCCUCUGCUGUUCAGCCUCUAUCUGAUCACCGUGCACGUCCUGCUGCUGCUGUGUCUGGGCGGAUACCUCUGAAAGCAGCUCCCCUUUUAAAAACAAAAACCUGACAGAUAAGAGAUGGAGAGACACGGACCUAACCCAAGCCAUCAAUAUGCUUUAUAUUGUUACACGGAAUACAUUAUAGAAGGGUGUGAAGGAUGUUCUACACAAAAACGUUGCACUUUACAGGACUUCUGCAUUUAGCCAAAGUAUGUAGAUUUAUGUAGGAAGCUAUUGCUCUUGUAUGACUUUGAGGGAAACCCCAGAGAGGACAUAAACGGACUUCUUCCUAAAACUCUAUGGUAUAUAUGGUGGAAAGGUCGAUUCUUAUUGGCAGAUUGUGUUUUUCACGUGCCUUUAGAUUUGGAUAGAAAAACGUUACGUUAAAACAAAAAAAUGACGUGUUGGGGACUAGUUUAACGGUAAGCUAAAUGUCUGUUAAUAAUGACGCCACAUGUCGGCAGUUAGCUUAGCAUCCAGACAAACGGCUAGCCUCCAAAGGCCACCAUUACAUACUUUAUAUUGUGUUUGUUUAGUUCAGAAAAAACCAAAGUAACCAUUUUCCAGAGGUUAAUUUCCGGAGGUGUUUAUACAAUAGUGAGUGUAGAACAUUGAAUUGUGGUUUAAACACUUAACAAACGAGAGAUAAUGUGUCAAUUAGUGAGCUUUAGAGGUUCUUUUAGAGGCUAGCUGUUUCCACUAUAUGCUAAGCUAAACAUCUGCUCAUAUCUGUCUAACGGACCGAUAUGAGAGUGAUAUCAUUCCUGUCAUCUAAUAUGCGUAUACUUCCCAAAAUGUCCAUUAUACUGUUAUUUUAAGAUGGCUUGAGGUUCAGGGCGUGCUGUUAUAGUCCGGUCUCUUCCUCUUCUACUCAUUUCAUGCACAAAAACAGAGCACAGUGCAAUUUAAGUUACACAUUCCUAUUGUGGGUUUCCUUUUCUUCUUCUAUAAAUCACAUUUAAACAAAAGGGAGCAUAUUGAUAUCUGUACAUAUGUAAGUGUAUUAUGUAUGUCAGCUGGAUGUGGGUUUUCCUCCCUCUUGCAUAUCCCAUAAGAUUCCCGGUCCUCUUGCAUAGACUUAGUUUUUACGGCGGAUGAAGUUGCCAUUCUGGUGCAAUGUUACCACCGUGUGGCUUCAUUCCAGAGGGGAGAGACUGCGGUUUUCUAAUGAUAUCCGUGCCAUUAUAGACUACUCUGAUGUAGCGUAAUUUAUUGCCAUAACAGUUAGAAUGAUCCUCGUGUAUAUUGACAUCAUCCAGUCGAUUCUUGUUUAUUUAAUCACUCACUGUCGGUGAAAUGAUCCCUCUGUACUCCUCUUCCUAAACAUUCAUGAUCUUAUUCACAUCUUACACUGAAACAUACUUUUAACUGUAAAUAAUUGUUUAAAAGGGCUGUGUAGAAAACUAACAUAUAAUAAAGGUGUUGGUGGUGUAGAUCAGGGACAGGCAUUCAUUAUUUACUCAUUUGUGUGUCUGUAGAAAAAUCUGAUGUUGGGACUUUUUUUUGACUACUGUUUAUUUUGGGCUCAGUUCAUUUUAAUUCUAAUUCUGCAAAUAAAAACACGAUUUGUUUGGUUUGUGAA